Staurois parvus is the source of this 351-nucleotide messenger RNA. The record is from the annotation of a GenBank genome assembly. NCBI's taxonomy places the organism in Eukaryota, Metazoa, Chordata, Amphibia, Anura, Ranidae.
AGCCUACUUUUUUUUUUCCUUUUUUUUUGUUUUUUUCUUUACUCUACAUCAGGGGUGGGGCAACUGUGGCCCUCCAGCUGUUGUAGAACUACAAGUCCCAUGAGGCAUUGCAAAACUGACAGUUACAAGCAUGACUCCCAAAGGCAGAGGCAUGAUGGGACCAGGGGCGGACUGACCAUUUGGAAACUCGGGCCCUGCCCGAGGGCCCGGGGUCAGUAGGGGGCACCAUGAGAUGCCCCUGGUACCUUUUUCAAAGGUUUUUUUGAGGUUUUUUUGAGUUUGGGCAAGGACACAGGGGCCCCAUGAUCCCCUAUUGCCCGGGGGCCCCAUGAGUUGUCAGUUCGCCCCUGG